Messenger RNA from Dromaius novaehollandiae (emu), 926 nucleotides. RefSeq lists its product as uncharacterized. Lineage: Eukaryota; Metazoa; Chordata; Aves; Casuariiformes; Dromaiidae. The transcript has 6 exons. The coding region runs from base 84 to 755 and encodes 223 amino acids. The record is from RefSeq and is a predicted model, not a curated record.
GCUGCAGCCCCGAUGCCAGCACUUGGGCUCCCAGAGGCCACCAGCAACAGGUAACUAACUGGUCCCUGAGCACCUGCAGCAAAAUGCUGCUCAGCUCCUGCCUGCUCAGGAGGAUGCUCGUCUUUAUAGGUUUAGCAGGGCUUCUGAAAGAUUUUAUGGCAACUGGCACUUUUGCUAGGAACAGUGACUGUAAAGGCGCAACCGUAGCCGACGUGACUGAGACGCUCGAGAAAUACUCAGAAUGCUUCCAUAAAAUGAUCAUCGACGGGGAAACAACAUCAAUCAAUUUGCUUGCCUGGAGACUGCAAGAAAUGCUGGAUCGUCUCCGACCUGUUCAAGAUAAAUUUUGCAAGCAGCUACCCCCGUGCCCGCUCCCGCUAGCCCCCAGCAACGGCGGGCUGGUGUGUGUCACCAUUGAUGGCCUUCAGUACUGCAAACCCAUGUGCAACAAGGGCUACGACUUCCAGUUCCUCCGGAGGACGAGGCUGUACGAAGUGUGCGGAAACACCACCGGCUUCGCCUGGACGACGCAGCUCGUCGGGGGGGACGCACUGGCUGUCUGUAACCCCUCGGAGGUGGAGAUCAGUGGAGCUCAGUCUGCCUAUUUCCCCGCAAACAGCACCUGCCAGCACACAAUAGCCUUCGCUGAAACUGAGAAAGAGCAGACAAGUCUCUUCCUCCAAGAGCUUCGCGAGCAAGGGAUCGACGUCUCCAGGCAUGACCGCAAGGCUGACUGCGUAAUGUGUGGUUACUAGCGCCGGGGCGGGCAGGGCCAAAACGCUUCUGCCACAGACCAACUGGUUGUUGCAAUCUGACAUGGGUAUUUUGACCUGAACCCUAGAGCAGUGCAAUCAUUGCUAAGACAUUUAAAUGUACAGCUUUUAUUUAAUUAAAAGAUUAAAGAUCAUAGUCAUCAUUUGACCUCA